AUGGCCUCCCAGGCUAUUCACAAAGCAAUUACGGAGGCAGCUCUCCAGUAUGAGAAGCCCGAAGGCAAGGUCUUCCAGUAUGGAACCGCAGGGUUUCGCAUGAAGGCUGAUCUCCUCAAUACCGUCGUCUUUGCCGUGGGUCUCCUCGCCGGUCUCCGCUCAAAGAAGCUCAGUGGUCAAUGGAUCGGUGUGAUGGUGACCGCCAGCCACAACCCAGCGGAGGAUAAUGGUGUGAAGCUGAUUGAUCCAAUGGGCGAGAUGCUAGAGGCCGAGUGGGAACAAUACGCGACCAAGCUGGCGAAUGCGCCGCUCGACAAAAUCGCCGACGUUUACAAUGAGCUUGUGAAGGAGAUUGAUGUCAACAUGGCCAAUCCCGCCCGCGUGGUCUUCGCCCGUGAUACUCGUGCGUCUGGAUCGCGCCUGGUGGGUGUUCUGAGUUCGGCCCUGACCGCGACCGACGUUGAAUUCAUCGACUUCAAGUACAUGACGACCCCCCAGCUCCACUACGUCGUGCGCUGCAAGAAUACCCUGGGGACGCAAUAUGAGUACGGCGAGCCUACGGAAAAUGGCUACUAUGAGAAGCUCGCAGCAUCCUUCAAGAAGGUCAUGAAGGGUGUGAAGGUUAAGGGCUCUUUGACUGUUGACUGUGCGAAUGGUGUUGGCGGUCCCAAGCUGCGAGACUUGAUCAAGUACCUGGACUCCGCAAUCGAGAUCAAGGUUGUCAACGACGACGUGAUCAACCCUGAUAGCCUGAACUUUGAUUGUGGUGCCGACUAUGUCAAGACGAAGCAGCGCGCCCCUCCGUCUUCUAAGGCGGCCCCUCUCGAUCGCUGCGCUUCUCUUGACGGUGACGCCGAUCGUCUGGUGUAUUAUUUUGUUGACGAAAGUAACGUCUUCCGCCUCUUGGACGGUGACCGCAUCGCGACUCUCGCCGCCUCUUUCAUCGGUGACCUCGCCCGCAAUGCCGGCAUUGCUCAAAAGCUGAAGAUUGGAGUUGUCCAGACCGCCUACGCCAACGGUGCCAGCACCGACUACAUCGAAAAAGUCCUGAAGCUGCCCAUCAUCUGCACAAACACCGGCGUCAAGCACCUCCAUCACGCCGCUCUGCGCUUCGAUGUUGGCGUCUAUUUCGAGGCGAAUGGUCACGGCACGGUCACCUUCUCCGAAAACGCCCUCAAGGUGAUCAAGAACACCGAGCCCCAGUCUCCAGCCCAGCAGCAUGCUCUGGAAUGCCUCCAGGCUCUCACCGACCUCAUCAACCAGGCCGUCGGUGAUGCCCUUUCCGAUAUGCUCCUUGUCGAGGCCAUUCUCGCGCACAAGGGCUGGUCCCCCAAGGAAUGGCUGGGAACGUACACGGACCUGCCCUCCCGUCUGGUUCGCGUCGAAGUCCACGACCGUUCCAUCUUCAAGGCAUACGAUGCCGAGCGCAAGCUCGAAUCUCCCGCCGGUCUCCAGGACCAGAUCGAGUCCCUUCAAUCUCGUUACAACAAGGGACGUAGUUUCGCUCGUGCUAGCGGCACCGAGGACGCUGUUCGCGUCUAUGCCGAGGCUGCUAGCCGCUCCGAAGCGGAUGAUCUCGCUACCCGCGUAGCUAACGCUGUGCGUGAGGCAGGCUCCGAGUCGCAGUAA
This is a messenger RNA of Penicillium oxalicum, 1629 nucleotides long. It is a transcript of the gene agm1, whose product is annotated as phosphoacetylglucosamine mutase PCM1. The record is from RefSeq and is a predicted model, not a curated record. Gene Ontology annotation, biological process: carbohydrate metabolic process; UDP-N-acetylglucosamine biosynthetic process. The transcript is spliced from 6 exons. Gene Ontology annotation, molecular function: phosphoacetylglucosamine mutase activity; magnesium ion binding. The coding region runs from base 1 to 1629 and encodes 542 amino acids. Lineage: Eukaryota; Fungi; Ascomycota; Eurotiomycetes; Eurotiales; Aspergillaceae.